UUUCCGGUGGCUAGACCAGGCUAGACUUCCUUUACGUCACGACGUGAGCAAGGAGCGAGAAAGAUGGCCGCCCUCGUAGGUCGGUCCGGUCGUUUCGGACAAAUUGUGAGGUACCAGCUCAAGGCUCCACUGAUCGCGUCAUGCCGAUCAGCCCACUGGAACAAGGACUGGUGCCCCAAGCCGGCUCCGCAGACGGAGGAAGAGUUUAGAGCAGCUGCCAAGAAGUACAAGAUGCUGCCCGAGGACUACAAGGUGCGUUCCGAGAGUGAGGGCCUCACCUGGGGUGACUACCCCAAGAUCCCGACGAUCCCGGCGGGAAGCAGGGACCCCGAGGAGGACUACGACUUCCCCCACCUGAGACGGAAUUACGGCGAGCCGAUUGACAUCUACAUGGAUGCAUACACCCUCGAAAGACUAGACUGGCCCAGGGAACGCGUUCCUGUGUGGAAGCAGAUAGCCAUGUUUCUGGGCACGGUGGUUGGCUUCUGGUACCUCGCAGACCUCUUCGACCACCCACGGCUCAGGAUUAAUCCAGAUCUGGGUCCACCACAGCUGCCAAGCGACGGAGUUGUCCACUACACCUUUGAGCCACUGGACUAGAGUUGUUUAUGUGUUGGUGUGCUGGCAGUUCGAACAUUAAACAUAGGUUAUCCAA
Messenger RNA from Dermacentor silvarum, 655 nucleotides. It is a transcript of the gene ND-ASHI, whose product is annotated as NADH dehydrogenase [ubiquinone] 1 beta subcomplex subunit 8, mitochondrial. Gene Ontology annotation, cellular component: mitochondrion. The coding region runs from base 64 to 600 and encodes 178 amino acids. The record is from RefSeq and is a predicted model, not a curated record. The transcript has 5 exons. NCBI's taxonomy places the organism in Eukaryota, Metazoa, Arthropoda, Arachnida, Ixodida, Ixodidae.